This is a messenger RNA of Lemur catta (Ring-tailed lemur), 3583 nucleotides long. It is a transcript of the gene SPEF1, whose product is annotated as sperm flagellar 1. Lineage: Eukaryota; Metazoa; Chordata; Mammalia; Primates; Lemuridae. Bases 2036 to 2797 code for a protein of 253 amino acids. Gene Ontology annotation, cellular component: axoneme. The transcript has 6 exons. Gene Ontology annotation, biological process: regulation of cytoskeleton organization. The record is from RefSeq and is a predicted model, not a curated record. Gene Ontology annotation, molecular function: microtubule binding.
UGGAGGCAGUGGUAGGAGGAAGGUGAAAUUGCUGGGAACAGGUUGCACCCCCAAGAGGCUGGGGGUGAGUUGCUAAUUCCCUGUGCGGUGCCUUCCCUGGGGGCCCCCAGUCCAAAGGUAAGAACAGGCCUCUUGGCUGAUCCUACCCUUUUUCUCCUUUCAGGGCCCAGCCCUUCCCUCUCUAACCCUUCCUCACUGGGGCCCUUAGGCCCCAGCGGUUCCAGCCAGGGGAGGGCCUGGGCCUGAGCAGAGCUGGCAGCUCUGGGCCCCAAACCGGUUUUCCCACCUCACCUGGGGCUGGCACAUCACCUCUGUGGUUCCCUCCCAACCCCCAGGCCUCCACCUUUGCCACCAAGUUUCUCCUCUCCCAACUCUGGAAUGUUAAGUGGGGAAUACUCAGGUCAUCUUUUGUCCCUUGCCUGCCCUGGGUGUGGUCUCUUCUAGAAAGGUAAGGCCACUAUGCAUGACUUUAGAACAAGAUGGGGUGACUUCCACUCUUGGCCUUCUGCACUUCUGGCAUUCAGGGAUCCCCUCCAGGCCUUGAAGGCUUUGAAACUAAAAGACAACAAAAAGUAGUUGGAACUCCUCUUGCCAUCAACACCCCCUCCCCAGUCCGAGCCCUGGAGGAGGAGACCAGAAAGCUGUAAGAAAGUCCAACCUACCUCUGGACUGCUCUGGAGUGAGAAGGAGGGAGCAGUGGCCACCACCCCCAGGUGCCCCAGGCCAGCCCAGGUCCGUGCCUCAAUUUCCAACAAGGCAAAUUACUUGCAUUUGUCUUCUGCCAAGAGAACUCCUUUUGUGGGGCUGAGAUUGUCUCAUUAAUGAUAACACCAGCUGAUGUUAAUAGGGCCCUUGUUGUGUGCCAGGCUCUGUGCUAAACACUUUAGAUGCUCACAAAACCCCUGUGAGGUAGAUAAAACCAUGAGAAACGGGCACAGAGAGGUCCGGUAAUAUGCCCAAAGCCACACCAUUAAUCUGUGGUGGAAGCAAGCUUUCUGCCCAGGCUUGCUUUAAAAGUACACCUUUACAAAGGGGGUACCAUAUUCCUAACUCUCCUAAGGGUAGUGCUGGUUUGAAAUGGAACUGAGUACUGAAAUCAAAUUCUAAUCUGUGGAAGAAUAGCUCUUUGGGGAGAGAUGCCGAUGUGGAGGUGUCUACAGGAGCUCUUGCUGCUUCUGUACCUAGAUCCUCUUACAUUCCCCCAGUUCCAUAUAAAUACAAGUCUUCUGUAAAUAUUAACAUUUUCCUCAUUUGUAAAGCUCUUUCCCAUUACCCCAUUGGGACAAGUAGGUCUGAGAACCAUUUCCAUUUCACAAAGGAGAAAAUAGAGCUAAGAAAUUAAAUGACAUGCACAAGGUACUGGCCUUGAACUCUGGUGUUCUCCCUGGGAGUCUGGGUUACAUAUUAAAUGCCCCACCAGGACACUGCUGGGAAGGGGGAGUGGCAAUGGCCCUACGAGCACAAGCUUUGGUGAGGGACCCAGCAAAGAAUCACCAUCACAGACUGUCACACAGUCCAGAUGGGUAGCAGAUCAUUAACAAUGGACCCUCAAUAAAGCUGACCAACAUUGAGGUGCUGCCUUUGUUUGGGACUGACAGCUAAAGGGCCCAGAAGAAGGAUCCCAUCCUUGGGGGUGCUGGUGCAGGAGUUCUGGGGGCCUGAUUGGCUUUGGCAGAUUCCACAGUGGGUCAGUGGCUGGUCAGCAGGUGGCGUGGGCGCAGAAGUAAUGCUUUCUUGGGGAGGAGGAGAAAGCAAGGACACCUAACCGCCUUUUCCAAACUGGGGCCUGACAGGAGGUAGCGAGGGAAAAAAACCUACAACUCCCAGAAGGCCCUGCUCCCAAGCCAGUCGAGGAUGGUUGCCAUGGUUACAGAAAACAAUAUGGCCGCUCCCAGCGGGGACGUGAGUCUCUGGGUUGGGGAGACAGAAACGGGUCUGGGCUACUGCAGUAGCUACAGAGGAGGCGCUUGAGGGGUCGUGAGGCUGAGGCGGGACGCUACGCGGCUGGAACGGUUUAGCCUUGCGGAGGGUGCCGAUGGCGAGCAGCGUGGACGAGGAGGCGCUGCACCAGCUCUACCUGUGGGUAGACAACAUCCCUCUGUCCCGGCCCAAGCGAAACCUCUCCCGGGACUUCAGUGACGGAGUCCUGGUUGCAGAGGUCAUCAAGUUUUACUUCCCCAAGAUGGUGGAGAUGCACAAUUAUGUCCCUGCCAACUCUCUCCAGCAGAAGCUCAGCAACUGGAGUCACCUGAACAGGAAGGUAUUGAACAAGCUGAACUUCUCGGUACCGGACGACGUGAUGCGCAAGAUCGCGCAGUGCGCCCCCGGCGUGGUGGAGCUGGUGCUCAUCCCACUGAGACAGCGCCUGGAGGAGCGGCAGAGGCGCAGGAAGCAGGGCGCCGGCUCCUUACAGGAGCUGGCUCCCCAGGAUGGCAGCGGCUACAUGGAUGUGGGUAAGGUGGCUUUUCUGUUUCUCCCUCCCAGGAGGAGCUUUCUUCUGUUCUCCUUCCUAACGCCUGCGAGGGUGGGAGGUGGGGGUGGAGGGGAAGCAGGAGGAUGGGACUCCAGGAUGCUCACUCCUCCACUUGCCUUACCUCAGGUUUAUCCCAGAAGGCCCGAGGUGAAGGUGCCCCGGACCCCCAGGGAGGGGUGCAGCUCAGGUCGGGCCUGCCACCCGCGCCCCAGCCUCCCGGGUAUAGCCAGACGCUGCAGGGCGACCCAAGCUUCGUCCUCCAGAUCGCUGAAAAGGAACAGGAGCUGUUGGCCUCGCAGGAGACCGUGCAGGUCCUGCAGAUGAAGGUCAGGCGCCUGGAGCACCUGCUCCAGCUUAAAAACGUGCGCAUCGACGACCUCUCCCGGCGGCUCCAGCAAGCGCAGCGUAAGCAGCGGUGAGCGGCAGCCAGGGCCACGCUGGGUCACCCCACUAGCAGCCAGAGCCCAGACGCCGCGACCAACCCACCCACCAACCGAUGGACGAUUGGGAGGGCGGAGCCCGCUGCUCACACAAGCCUCUUGGGGCGCGAGUCCCCCCUCCCUUGGGAUGGAUGAGCCUGGGGGUCGGUGAGACAGGACAUUGGAGCGGAGGCCUGGGACUGAGCUGCCUCCUUCCACUCCAUCCGGGUCAGGAGAAUGGACCGCUUUCCAGAGCCCAGAAGCCACGUGCAGAGACCUGGCAUGUCCCCCAAAGCAGUUUCCAACACCUGGGGCCCAGCCUUGCAGCUCCCAGCACCGGGCUUUGGGGGGCGGUCCUAUGGCUUGGUCUGCACCCCCAGAACCCGGUCCCCAGCCAGCUCUGAUGACAGCGGUGUCUCCAUCCAGGCUAGUUCUCCAUGCCCUCAGUCAAGGGGGGAGCUGCCAUGGGCAGCUGAGGGGCUCCCUUGCCCUUCCUGGGAGCUCACCUGGGACUGAAAUCCGGGCUGGAGAACACAGCAGCUGGAGAGGAAGGGUGAGGAGUGGGCUCAUCCAGGAGCAGGGAGGACGUGGGCCCAGCCUGGACCAAUUGCCCUCCUGCCCAUGGGGUACUGUUGGGAGCACUGGGAGGAUAUAAAACAUGGCUGUCCCCAUUAAAGUUACUGCUGUGUUC